AAACGACUUAAAUAAGGGAAGUCGGGUGUCCGUGGUUCCAGAGGUCGAGAGCACUUCGCCCAGUUUCUCUUUACAUGGCUUUCUGCGUAGGCAAUGGUACUGCCGGUGGUUUAUGCAGCAGCUACUUAACUAGCCGCAACCUCUCAUUUCACCGUCAGACCAUUCUUUUCUCAAACCCUUCUUCUUCAUCUUCUUUUUCUAAGGGAAGGAGUGCUCACAUCACAUGUGCCAGAAAAUUUUCCUCUCGGACUGGGCGGUUCGAUAGCAAGAACAAGAGGAGUGGUGGAGCGACCACAACCACGACCAAGGAGGAAGAAGAAGAAGAAGAAGCAGAACAGGAAGGAGAGGAAAUUGACAAAGGUAUUGAAGAUGGUAGCACGGUCGACGUCGAUGAUGGGUAUUUCUUGCCAGAGCUUCCGGGUGAUAAGCCAGAUUUCUGGGAGGGACCUAAAUGGGAUGCCCUUGGGUUUUUUGUUCAGUAUAUGUGGGCUUUCGGCAUCGGCUUUGCUUUAAUUGCAUGUGGUAUUGCUGUGGCCACUUACAAUGAGGGGGCGACCGAUUUCAAGCAGACUCCCGUGUACAAGGAGUCAAUCCAAUCUCGAGAACUGCUGGAAGAACCAGAGGCAUCCAACUCAGAUGUUUUCGAGGCCAAUCCAACGGAGGAGGCACCAAGUUUGGAAUAGCACUUUAAAAUUAUAUCCAUGUGUGAGGCCUUUACAUCAGAUCUUCAUAUGGUUUGAAGUGGAAAUAUUUCUGUGGAACAUAUUAUCCUCUAAUUCCUAUAGUAUUAACUUUAUUUAUACACUUUUUUUCACCUCUUGCUUCUUACUUUAUAUGUAUUUUGUCAGUUGAUUCUGAAUCAGCAGUACAGUUUGCAAGCAGAUCAGUGAAGAAUACAUAGGUUUCAAUCUUGGCCUACUUGUUUUGUAUAUCUUUCUCAUUCGCGACCUGCAAUUUAAAUGGUUCCAAAAUGAUUGAUAUAUUGUGCCAGAAAUUCUUAUUUGAUGAAUUAUCCUAAUAAUCAUAACAUUUUACCUUUUUGCACCA
Molecule: messenger RNA, 1047 nt
Organism: Macadamia integrifolia
Lineage: Eukaryota; Viridiplantae; Streptophyta; Magnoliopsida; Proteales; Proteaceae
Exons: 2
Coding region: 75-683 (202 amino acids)
Source: RefSeq, a predicted model, not a curated record